This is a messenger RNA of Panicum virgatum (switchgrass), 1848 nucleotides long. RefSeq names its product laccase-15-like. Gene Ontology annotation, molecular function: oxidoreductase activity; copper ion binding. The record is from RefSeq and is a predicted model, not a curated record. The transcript has 6 exons. The coding region runs from base 1 to 1848 and encodes 615 amino acids. Lineage: Eukaryota; Viridiplantae; Streptophyta; Magnoliopsida; Poales; Poaceae.
AUGGGUGUCCCUGUGGUGGCUGCGGUGGCCGCCGCCGCGGCCAUCAUCUUCUUCGCCUUCACAGCAGGUCAGCCAGCAGCCAUGGCCGCCAUUGUCGAACACACCUUCAUUGUGAGCCAGGUGAAUAUGACGCGCUCGUGCAAGGAGACGCUGGUGACCGUGGUGAACGGGCAGCUCCCGGGGCCGUCGAUUGAGGUCACUGAGGGAGACUCGUUGUCCGUUCAUGUCGUCAACAAGUCACCCUACAACAUCACAAUCCAUUGGCAUGGAGUGAAGCAGCGGCUUAGCUGUUGGGCUGACGGAGUGCCGAUGAUCACCCAAUGCCCCAUCCGUCCGGACCACAACUUCACCUAUCGAUUCGACGUGGCCGGGCAGGAAGGCACACUAUUGUGGCACGCUCACGUUGGAUGCUUCAGGGCAACCCUGCACGGCGCCCUCAUCAUCCGGCCGAGACAAGGAGCGAGCUCGUAUCCAUUCCCAAAGCCGCAUCUGGAGAUCCCCAUGAUCUUAGGGGAGUGGUGGGACAUGGAUCUUGUAAAGUUGGACAGGAACAUGGUGGGAGGUGACUUUCUUGAUAACCCAACUGCAAUGACCAUAAACGGCCAGCUUGGAGCUCCCUUCAAUUGCUCUGGGAUUGUAAAAGAUGGCUUCGUGCUGGAGGUGGAGACUGGAAUGACCUACCUACUACGAGUAAUCAACGCUGCACUCUUCACCGAGUUCUACCUCAAGAUCGCCGGACACAAGUUAACGGUGGUUGCCGCCGACGCCAACUACGUCAACCCCUACACCACAGACACCAUUGCGAUUGCACCCGGCGAGACGCUGGACGUCCUAGUGGUUGCCGACGCGCCUCCUGGCAAGUACUGCAUGGUUGCCGUAGCGCUACAGUCGCCGAAGCCUGACCAGCAGCUCCCGUUCUUCAUGACGAGCGGCACGGUGCAGUACAGCCACAAGAAUGGCACCUCAGGCCACCACAAUGUAGCCCCGGUGGUGCCUGACCUGCCUGACCAGCACGACACCAUGACCACCUAUUACUUCCACGGCAACUUGACCAGCCUACGGCAGCCACAGGUGCCGGUGCACCCUGAUGAGUACUUCUUCAUCACACUCAGUGACGGCUCUAUCUGCCGGCAUGGUCGCCAGUCCUGCAAGAGGAGUGGUAGCAAUGAAUCCAUCCUCGCGGUGGCCAUGAACAACGUCUCUUUCCAGAUCCCUAGAUCAGUGGCAGCGCCAUUGCUGGAGUCACACUACUACCACCGCAACAACGACACGGCUUCCAUUGGGGGAGUGGAUCUGUUCAUGCUGCCAAACUCGCCGCCGAGGGUGUUCAACUUCACCGACCACUCCCUGGUCCCGGAUGGACCCAAGGAGGCGCAGCUGGAGGCGACGGAGAAGAGGAUGGUAGGACGGCGGUUCCGGCAUGGCACGGCGGUGGAGGUGGUGUUUCAGAACACGGCGUUGAUGCAGACCGGCUCCCACCCCAUGCACCUACACGGGCACGAUAUGUUCGUGCUCGCCCAGGACUACGGCAUCUACGAUGAGGUGAAGGAUGUGGCCAAGUACAACCUUGUGGAUCCACCGGUCAAGAACACCGUGGUUGUCCCAAGGCUUGGGUGGGUCGCCCUUCGGUUCAUCGCAGACAACCCAGGAGUGUGGUACGUGCAUUGUCACUUUGAUUUUCAUGACACCAGGGGCAUGGCUGCUGUGUUCAUCGUAGAGGAUGGACCUACGGUGGCUUCAAUUCUUCCACCACCACCUGAUGAUCUUCCAAAGUGUAACCAUGACGAUGAUGGCGUUUUCAAUGAAUUAGAACCCUACGAAGGAAAAGAUGGUGUCUCGCAAAGUUAA